Messenger RNA from Musca domestica (house fly), 939 nucleotides. RefSeq names its product chymotrypsin-2-like. The transcript has a single exon. Bases 31 to 873 code for a protein of 280 amino acids. Lineage: Eukaryota; Metazoa; Arthropoda; Insecta; Diptera; Muscidae. Gene Ontology annotation, biological process: proteolysis. The record is from RefSeq and is a predicted model, not a curated record. Gene Ontology annotation, molecular function: serine-type endopeptidase activity.
UUUCAAAAUUUGCCAAACGAACGGAAAAAAAUGCACUCGGGUGACCCAGUUCCAAGAGCCAUAAAGGCGUGGCAUAUAUCAUUGUUGGUGGUUUUUAUCAUACUGCAGUGCAGUGAGACAGAGGGAAAACGUAUUCAUCACAGCUAUCAAAAUGAAGCCACUCCCCGUUUGGAUGGACGCAUUGUGGGCGGUGAAGAUGCUCCCUUGGGCUUUGCACCCUAUCAGGUAUCCAUACAAUCGAUAUUUGGCACCCAUCUUUGUGGCGGUGCCAUCCUAGAUCCAGAAUGGAUUAUCACAGCCGCCCACUGUGUGCAGGAUUAUCCAUUGGAUGUGUUACGUGUAAUAACAGGCACCAACAACUGGCAUGAACCGGGAGCUGUUCGCCAGCUUGCAAUUGCCAUACCCCAUUGUCGCCAUGAUCAGCCAGAAUUUCACAACGACAUAGCCUUGGUGCACUUGAAUGAGCCAUUGGUCUUUGAUAACUUAACCAAUAAAAUUGAGUUGUCCCACGAAGUACUGAAGGAGGGCGAUGUCGUCACCAUUACCGGUUGGGGUGCAACGCGAUUGAAUGGAUAUCCUCCAGAUCUUUUGCAGAAAUGGGAUUUCAAUUUUAUACCCCACGAAGAAUGCCGCCGUAGAUGGGAAAAUGAUGAGGGUGUUGGUGUGGGCCAUAUUUGUUCAAUGACGAGAGAGGGAGAAGGUGCCUGCAACGGUGAUUCGGGUGGUCCAGUGACAUUCAAAGGGAAACUGGUGGGCCUGGUUAACUGGGGUGCCCCAUGUGCCCGCGGCAAACCAGAUAUGCAUGCCAGCACCGUUUAUUAUCGUGAUUUUAUACAACUAGCUUUGAGUCAGUGUACUAGGUUAAGGGGUUAAGGGAGGGCAUCAAUGUGUUCGAUGAUAUAUUUAAGAGAAAUAAAUAAUAAAUUAUAUUUUACAUUA